AGGAUGGCCGGCGGGGUGAGAGCGGGGCCGGGGCGAGGAGAGGGACCCUGCCCGAUGGCGAGGGCGCUCAGGGCUUGCUGAGACCUCUCCUGACCCCGCUUAGUGAGGAGGCGGCGUUGUCCAGCACAGGUGCCGCCUUUCCCCGGCAGUUUCUCCCGGCGGGGCACCGUGGUCCGCCCGCGCAGCUCUGGGAUCUCCUCGUCUCCGCGGAGAAGCGGGGGACAGAGCGGGAUCGGACGGCGGAAGAUGCUGUGCCUCACGGUAGCCUUCCAGCUGCUGCUGCUGCUGCUGGUGCUGGUGCUGGUGCUGUGCAGCCAGGGUACAGAGAGCUGUCCUUCAGCCUUCUGCGAGUGCUCUGACUGGGAGGAUUACAAAAUCACUUGCAGGGACAUCUACUUUAUUCCCAGCCUACCGGAGGACACCCAGACCCUGAGAUUUUUGGAGACUCAUCUAAGAAAAAUUCCAAGUGAUGCUUUUUCCAAUCUCCCCAACAUCUCUAGGAUUUACAUCUCUAUAGAUGAAACACUUCAGAGUCUGGAGGCCCAUUCCUUCAACAGUUUAAGCAAAGUCACUCACAUUGAAAUUCGAAAUCUUAGAAACUUGGAUUACAUAGAUCCAAAUGCCUUUAAGAACCUCCCACUUCUGAAAUACCUUGGUAUCUUUAAUACUGGACUCAAAGUAUUCCCAGACCUCAACAAAAUCUAUUCAUUUGAUGUGAAUUUUUUGCUCGAAAUUGCAGACAAUCCUUAUAUGACUUCAGUGCCAGCAAAUGCUUUCCAUGGGCUUUGUAAUGAAUCUCUAACCCUUAAACUCUACAAUAAUGGUUUCACCAGUAUUGAAGGCCGUGCUUUUAAUGGGACAAAUCUGGAUGCUAUCUAUCUGCACAAGAACAAAUACCUCAAUGUUAUCAAUGAUGAUGCAUUUCUGGGAGUGCACAGUGGACCAACUCUACUGGACGUCUCCAGAACAGCUGUAGCCAACCUUCCAGCCAAAGGAUUGGAAAGCCUAAAAGAACUAAUGGCCCAAAAUACAUGGACUUUAAAGAAAUUACCAGCUGUAAAGGUAUUUCUUCAGCUAAUGCGAGCUGACCUAUCAUACCCAAGUCACUGCUGUGCUUUCAAGAGCUGGAAAAAAAAAAGUGGGAUCCUGGAGUACCUGAUGUGUAACCAGAGCAGCCACAGCUUUCACAAGAGAUCAGUCAAGAGUCUCAGAGACCCAUUUUACAAAGAUUAUGCAGAAGAAUACACAGACCACACCAAUUCUGUGUAUGACACAGACACCAAGUUCACAAGCUUUCAUGAAAAUCCCCAUUAUUACAUUUUUUUGGAAGAGCGUGGAGAAGGAAAUCUUGGCUUUGGCAAAGAGCUCAAGACCCCUCAAAUGGAAGAUGUCCAGACCUUUGACAGUCAUUAUGACUAUCCUGUCUGUGGAGGCAAUGAAGACGUAAUAUGCACACCAGAGCCUGAUGAGUUUAAUCCCUGUGAGGAUAUAAUGGGAUAUCAGUUUCUGAGGAUUGUGGUGUGGUUUGUGAACUUGCUUGCCAUCCUAGGCAACAUUUUUGUCCUUUUUAUCCUUCUCACCAGUCAUUACAAACUGACUGUACCUCGCUUUUUGAUGUGUAACUUGGCCUUUGCUGACUUUUGCAUGGGGUUAUACCUCCUUCUGAUCGCUUCAGUGGAUCUCCACACCAGGUCAGAGUACUAUAAUCAUGCCAUAGAAUGGCAGACCGGGCCUGGCUGCAACACAGCCGGGUUUUUUACAGUCUUUGCCAGUGAACUUUCUGUGUACACCCUGACCGUGAUCACCCUGGAGCGCUGGUACGCCAUCACCUUCGCCAUGCGGCCCGACCGGAAGAUUCGCCUGCGGCACGCCGUGCUCAUCAUGCUGGGAGGGUGGCUCGCCUGCAUCCUGCUCGCCCUUUUGCCACUGGUUGGUGUCAGCAGCUACAGCAAAGUCAGCAUCUGCCUGCCUAUGGACACUGAAACACCAGUGGCUGAAGCCUACAUUGUCUUUGUUUUAAUAUGCAACAUUAUUGCUUUUGUCAUCAUUUGCGCCUGCUACAUAAAAAUCUACACGACUGUGCGAAACCCCCAGUACAAGUCAGGGGACAAAGAUGCCAAAAUUGCCAAGCGAAUGGCUGUGCUGAUUUUCACAGACUUUCUGUGCAUGGCUCCCAUCUCUUUCCAUGCUUUAUCUGCCAUUAUGAACAAACCAUUGAUAACUGUCUCCAAUUCCAAGAUUUUGCUGGUACUUUUCUACCCACUCAAUUCUUGUGCCAACCCCUUUCUUUAUGCUAUUUUCACCAAAGCUUUCCGCAGAGAUGUGUUUAUCCUGCUAAGCAAGUUCGGUAUAUGUGAACAUCAGGCUCAAGUCUACAGAGGUCAGACAGUCUCAGCCAAACACAGCAGUGGGUCUUAUGGGCAGAGAAUCAGCCGAGGGAUAGGCCAGGUUCUUACAAGCAUCCAAGACCCAGUCAAUGAUUACCUUCCUGCUGUGACAAUGCAGACCCAAAUUCUCAUGGAAGAAUGCAAGCAAACUGAGCUCUAGCAUCUCAAAGUAUCACAGCCAAAACCUGGUCAAGAGGUGAUGGUGCAUACAGUGAAUCAAGUGAGAAGACAAUAUUGUCCACAUCCUUUUCCCCAAGGUUGGGCUUUGCCAUAACUGAAAGUACCUCCAGAAUGGUCUUCUUUCAGACAAACCACUUAUUUGAACCUCUUAUCAGUGGAGGGCAAAACACAUAGUCCUGAUGAUAAUUCUGGAAGUAGAUGUGAAUGCUCCACCUAAAUAGGAAAAUUAUAUAUAUAAAAACUGAUCAAAUAUAAAAUAUGCUCUCAUCUUAAAAAAAAAAAAAAGAAGCCCAACAGUAAGACUUGGGGGUACUUUCUUUUGUUUGCUGGUCUUGGUUUAGUUUGGAGAGGUGGGAAAACAAGCUUCAUACUUCCUUUUAGUGGCAAAAGGCAAAUUAUCACUGAUUUUGCAGCUGCUCAUAAGACAUCAGGUAAUGUUUCUACAUUAGGGCAUUUGUGUCCAUUACUAUCACUCUCUCACUUUUUGAAAAAUCUAUUUAGGAGCUGGUUUAUUUGAAUUUGUUUUGAAGACCAGGCUACCCAGUCAAGUUAAUGAUGGUUGUUUGGGUUUUUUUGGAUGACUGAUCCAGUUGUUACCAAAUUUCAGUGCUGUUUUAUGUGAGCAUAUUUAUUGCUCUGAACACCCUGCAAUUCCAGCUUUCUUACCACUUCUGCUGUCCCUCCUUACCCCUCUCUCACAGGGUAGACCUUUCCUUUUAGCACUUUCUAUGUUGAGCCGCCUCAAACCUUGACUUAGACCAAGGGAGUGGAUCACACCUUUGGGUCCCUUCAUGCCAUACAGUUCACUGCAUUGAAGGCUGACUUCUAGCUCCUCCAAUGUGUUUUAAGAACAUCCAUCUUGCAGUGAGAUCUGUUACCUGACCUUAGUAAUGUUUGCAGCACAACUACAAGAAUCCCACAGUUAUCCUCAGGCUGACCACAGCCUGGCUGUAGCUGGGACAUACGCUCUCCACAGUGUGCUUAAGGAAAUCCAUGCUCAGACACAACGAACAGCCCCCAGUCUAAAGCAGGAAAGCAUCCUUCUGCCCUGCCUGCUGCUAGAUGGGGCAGACCUAGGUCAAGCUUGGCUGUGCUCAGCUCAUUCAUACACCACAAACAAAUGAACAGAGGCCUGGCCCUCCACCUUCUGCAGACAUCAGCACUCGGGGUAGGAGCUGCUCUGCACCAGCUGCAUUAACAUUUGAGUGGCCCGAGUGCCUGGCUUUGCUGGCAGGAUCACACCUGGUCCCAGCCAGCUCCACAGACUGGCUCUGCAGAACUGCUACCAAGGUUACCGUGGAUCAUUUCAUUCAUCUAUUUGAAAGUCUUGGCAUAAAAAUGGAAACUAUUGUGUGAAUAUUUGCCUUCAGGUAAGUAUUUUUAAAUUAAUUUUGUAAUAGCUAUGCUGGUUUUUAUGGAAUUAUAGUCUUUGAGGAACUAUAAUUAAAUUGAUCAGACAAUAGUAAGGACUUAUAUAAUGUGGGUGACUAGUAUCCAAAAAAAACAUAACGAUAGAACCCUUUGAACUGCUGGCUACUACAGCUGGAAACUGAGUGACUGCAAAUGCCAAGUACAUACUCUAUUUGAUUCUAUAUUUUCCAAAUAUUUAAAACUCAAUUUGAUUUUGUACUUCUGAUUAUAAAUGAAGGCUGCUUCAAUGAGCAGAAACAAGGGCCUAGAUUCAUGAAUUCCAUGAGAUGGUCUUACAGAAAAUAAAUAAUCUAUCAAUGUUCAUGUCAUUUAAAAAAAUCUACAAUAUUGCGUUAUAGACUAAUUUAGCUGCUUAUUUUGGAGGAGAGGCACAUUUCCAUUUUAGGUUGAUUCUCCACAAAUUCUGAAAGCAAAACUGCUGAAAUCCAUGCAAAUAAUAAUUUAUUACCUCCUCUUCUGCAAUCUGAAGCCGCCCAUUGUUACAUCAGAAACAAAGGAAGCUUCUUAAGUGUGCAGAUCAGCAAACUUCCUUACUCUUGAAACAGCUGCAUUUGCAAUGCUCUGGCCCCACAUCCAAGAGUCCCAUACAAACAUGGGGCUUUUCAGAUGCAACACACCCCCUGCCAGGUUCUGCCACCCUUCUGAUACUCAAGCAACCUUUAAAAGGGAGAAACAGUUUCCUGAGUGCCUUUAUUUAGUAUCUCAGCAGCAGCAAAGACAACCAAGCUCUAAUGGACACUUGUUUUACAGACUUCACAAACACUAGUGGUACCACUGGAAAAUCUAAGCUUAAAUCAUAUUCUUUUUCAGAAAGAAAGGAAAGACUAAAUCAAAAUUUAUGUUAAAGGUGUUUUCAAAAUUAACGUGGACCUUAAACCAGAACAUUUCUUUCACAGAAACUAGUAGGACUUCAAAAAGAUGUGGUAUGUUGGACUAGUAUAGGUUGUUUGUAAACUAAUGCAGCUAUUUGCUGUUACUAAUAGAUGACAGAUAUAUUUACACAUUAUUGAACUUUUCUGUCUCUCAUUAUUGCGUAUACAUUAUGCCGGUUAAAAGAAUUCUGAGAUGCUGCCUUUAGCAACAAAGUUUGAUAUUUCCAGUUUGUCUUGCAUAGUCCUUCUUGUAUUUAAUUUGGUAAAAAAUAUUUUAGAAGCUCUUGGAAAGGUACAGGCUGUAGGGAAGGCUGUGCUCCAGGACAGCUUUGAUGAAUGGAGAUGAGAGAUCACUGAAGGCUGCUCUUAGAAUAUCAGGUUUAUUAGGGAUGGUGAAAGGUCCUGCUUGGAGCUGCCAGACGCAGCACGUGGCAAGGCCUGAGGGGAUGGGGUAGGGGAGAGACAAGGGGUAGAGAGGAUGCUCUAGGAGAGGGUGGAAGUUCUGAGAGAGUGGGGAUUCCAAGAGAGGGGAAGUUCCAAGAGGGCGUCUGGCCCCUCAGAGACCCCUUAUCAGAGGGCUUCAAGGUGGGCUGGAACAAGACUUGGGCCAAUGGGGUCACAGACACCUGAUGCUUCAGGGGAGGGUUACAGGUGUGGGAUGAACCAUACAUUUUGGGGGGUGAGAUGGAGCAGUCCAUUUGACUUUUGGACCUAUCUGUAGGGUAUUGUCCAGCCAGUAGGGGAGAUUGUUUUCAUCCUGGCUGUACUAUUGUGAAUCUUUUGCCAGGCAAUUAUAUUUAUCCAUCCUUUCCAACAACAGGCAAAUAGAAUUUAAAUAAUUUAUUUGACAGAUCUUUUCUUGUAAAUGUUUGUAUCCUACAAGUAUUCUCUUCCAUUCCUGCUCUGAUCAAUUCCCUGAGACAUUUUUGGGUUUGUGUGCACCUUUAUGUAAUACUUGCUAUUUUAAAUCCGUCUCAGCAAGCUGUGUUAUUUCUGGCAUUUAGUAUGUAUGCUCUCUAGAACAGUUCAGAAGUAAUGGGAAGCAUGGGAAUAAAAUAUUUUGUUUGAAAUUG
Taeniopygia guttata (zebra finch) is the source of this 5943-nucleotide messenger RNA. The record is from RefSeq and is a predicted model, not a curated record. Lineage: Eukaryota; Metazoa; Chordata; Aves; Passeriformes; Estrildidae.